AAUAGGUCAGAUACUGUAUAUCGCUUUGACAAGCGAUAAAAGCGUCACCUAAGAAAUGAAAAAUAAUGUUAUAAAAAUAAUGACCCACAUUUUAUGACUCAGUACGUGUAGCUUCUGGGUUUGUGAGUGGAACACGGUAUCCGGGUUCACGGAGCAGUGGAGGGAGUGACCGAGGCAACGCUCGUUUCCAGUGGGAAAGCGCAGUAUCACAGUACAUCACCGCAGCAGCAGGACCGUCACCGCGGCAAGCGAAGCGUCGUCUCCCCUCACCGGGCAUGGACGGAGAGGGUGCCCGAGACGGAGAGCCAACCCGCCACAACGCGAUGAAUUUCGCUUUUCUUCGUGGCUUCAUCAUGUGGCUAGUUCAACUCGUGCCACUUAGUCUUAUGUUCUAAAAAACAGCUACACGUUGCAAGCAUGGAAAAGAUGUUCAACGUCUCGCACCCGGGGACCCAUAAAAGCAGCUCGGGAUCGUCGGAUCGCGGCCAUCCGGCCAAGAGGCUAGGGGGGAGCGGCUCCCGCAGUCCAGGGCCGCCAGGCAGUAGCCGCGGAGGAACGUCGGCGAGCAGCGGGGGCGCGCAGCUGGAAGGAGUGCUAAGUAAAUACACGAACCUGCUGCAGGGCUGGCAGAACAGGUAUUUUGUACUGGACCCAGAGAAGGGGCUGCUUCAGUACUUUGUCAACGAACACAGUAAAAACCAGAAGCCCCGUGGCUGGCUGCCCCUAAUUGGUGCAUCUGUGGUCCCGAGUGAUGAGGCUCCCUGCAUGUUCACAGUCUACUCGGCCAAUGGGGAGUUCUACAAACUCAGAGCUGCAGAUGCCAGGGAGCAACAGCUUUGGAUGAGUCAGCUGCAGGCUUGUGCUCGUCGCCAUUCCGACAGCAGUGCCAAAGGUUUGUCCUCAGCGUCCUCAGGUCGUACCCGCAGCUUCUCCUUGCUUCCUCACCCCUUGCCCACUUCGUCACCCAGCAGCUCACGGCCUACAGCCCAAAGUGGAGUGUCCGGCAGCGUUGUCACGAUCACACACCACAAGUCACCUGCUGCUGCCCGCCGUGCCCUCAGCCAGUACUCAGGGAGGCUGCUGGAGGUCAAAGAGAUCAUGAACCAGGCAGAAGGACAGCAGAAGACAUUGGUGCAUUCCAUUGAAUCCCUGCCAACCCGUGGACCGCUUUCCUCACUGGACCAGGACCUUUUGUUGCUGAAGGCCACCUCUGCUGCUACGCUGAGCUGCUUGGGCGAGUGCUUGAACAUCCUGCAGCAGAACGUUAACCAGCAGAAUCAAAGUGUCAACCAUGGGAACACCCAGGGCCAGCCUACAGACAGUGUCCCUGGAUGGCUAGGCCCCACGUCAAUUGUGGAGGAAGAACAGCAGAAGAAUGACACUGAGACCCCUGUGAACUGGUCUGCUGAGCCAUCCCUUGUGAUCAAGAGCAAAGACCUACCCAGAAACUCUGAGAGCCCCAGUCUGGAGACCAUAGAUCCCAGUGAAGAGACCACUGACACAGAGGAUAAUGAGGAGGAAAACCUGGGCGUCAUGGAUGACCAGCGCAGCAUUAUCCUGCACCUCCUUUCGCAGCUCAAGCUGGGUAUGGACCUCACACGGGUGGUGCUCCCCACCUUCAUCCUAGAGAAGCGCUCCCUCCUUGAGAUGUAUGCCAACUUUAUGGCGCACCCAGACAUGUUCCUGGCUAUCACGGCAGGCACCAAUGCAGAGGAACGCAUGGUGCGCUUUGUGGAGUAUUACCUGACGGCCUUCCACGAGGGCCGCCAUGGUGCUGUGGCCAGAAAACCCUACAAUCCACUCUUGGGUGAGACCUUUCACUGCUCCUGGGAAGUGCCCCAUGAUCGUGUGCGACCCCUAGGGACUAACAGCAGUGCGUCAGCACUGAGGGACCCCACCUGGCCAGAGUCCAGUGACUCAACCAUACCGAACAGCUACCUUGUGCGGUUUGUGGCUGAGCAGGUGUCCCACCACCCACCCAUUUCUGGGUUCUACUGCGAGUGCCAGGAGCGCCAUAUGUGCAUAAAUGCCCAUGUGUGGACCAAGAGCAAGUUCAUGGGCAUGUCCAUUGGGGUUUCCAUGGUUGGUGAAGGAGUGCUUUACCUUCUUGAACACGAUGAAGAGUAUGUCUUCACUCUGCCCAGCGCCUAUGCCCGCUCCAUCCUCACAGUACCCUGGGUGGAGCUGGGGGGAAAAGUCUCCAUCACUUGUGCCAAGAGUGGCUAUUCUGCCUCUGUCACAUUCCACAACAAGCCUUUUUAUGGUGGCAAGGUCCACAGGGUCACAGCAGAAGUGAAGCACAACUCAACCAACACCAUUGUGUGCAAGGCCCAGGGAGAGUGGAACAGGACACUUGAGUUCACCUACAACAGUGGAGAAAUCAAAGUGAUUGACACUUCCAAACUGCCAAUCAUUAAGAAGAGAAUUCGGCCUCUGGAGAAACAAGGCCAGCAUGAGUCAAGGAGGCUCUGGCAGCAUGUGACAGCAGCACUAAAGAAGGGCAAUAUUGAUGGUGCCACAGAGCACAAACAUCAGUUGGAGGAAUGCCAGCGGGCUGAGGAGAGACAGAGAGCAGCUGCCAAUAUGCCCUGGAAGCCCAAGUACUUCGUGAAAGAGGGUGAAGGCUGGGUGUACCACAACCCCCUGUGGAAGAAGCACUGACAUGCAGCCAUCCAUCACAGAGCCCUGCCUCACUUUGGAAUGUGGAUAAGUCUUCUCUGGAUUCGUGGGGAUCAGAAAGAACUUCAGGUUGAUGUGGGCCCCUAUCUAUCCAUAUACACUCCUGGCACAAAUUGUGUCAUCUUUGGAAGUGGCAGGGCAAUGCAUGCUUGGUGGACCACUUGGUGGGUAGAGCUUUUUAAAAAAUAGUAUUAGUAUUUCAAGAAGAGUUUUUGUAUUUUUCACUUUUUUGCACACAAACUAUUUGAGGUGAUUUGGCCAAUGGUAUUUCGCAUCCUGUGUCUGACACCUCGCUGGAAUCCCAGCAAGAAGAAGCAAUGAAGGGUGGUGAUUUAGCUUGGAGUUGGGAAACUGCAGCCAGUGAACAUGAAGCCCACAAUGCCUGUCUGCAGCUGGAGGGAGAGAACAGGGGUCUUCUCCAUGAAGCAGAGCUUGGCAUGUUCUUGUUUUCUAAUACUCACAAAUUAGCUUGAAUUAGUGAAGUUAUCUGGAUAUUAAUGUUGGAUCUUGUAGGACCGUUUUCACUCAAUAGAUCCAUAAAAUAGGAUUUGCAGGUAGUCCUCAACUUAUGAAAUGCGACUUAUGGCAACCUGAACUUGAACGGCUGUCCCAUUAACUUUAUUUUAUUUUCGAGUCCCAAUAGUUAUAAUGUCCAGCGCUGUCUGCUCCAUCUGCUGUAGGAUAAGAUCAGCUGGCCACACUGCUACAAGGAACCAUAUUUCUUAUUGACUCAGUCAGUACAUCUA
Molecule: messenger RNA, 3425 nt
Organism: Scleropages formosus (Asian bonytongue)
Lineage: Eukaryota; Metazoa; Chordata; Actinopteri; Osteoglossiformes; Osteoglossidae
Gene: osbpl10b
Product: oxysterol binding protein-like 10b
Exons: 12
Coding region: 418-2661 (747 amino acids)
Cellular component (GO): cytosol; membrane
Molecular function (GO): cholesterol binding
Source: RefSeq, a predicted model, not a curated record